Messenger RNA from Pseudomassariella vexata, 993 nucleotides. RefSeq names its product thioredoxin-like protein-like protein 1. The transcript has 3 exons. The record is from RefSeq and is a predicted model, not a curated record. Bases 1 to 993 code for a protein of 330 amino acids. Lineage: Eukaryota; Fungi; Ascomycota; Sordariomycetes; Amphisphaeriales; Pseudomassariaceae.
AUGUCGAAGACAGUGGAGAUUCAGUCGCCUGAGCAGUUCAGCGAGCUGCUCAGCAGCUCACGCAUCGUUGUCGCUGACUUCUAUGCGAACUGGUGCGGACCUUGCAAGCAGAUUGCACCCUUCUACGAGCAACUAUCUGCAUCCCUUUCCCGUCCGAAGAUUGCGACGUUUGUCAAGGUCAACACCGAAGGAGACAAGGCGAAGGACGUCGCACAAGCUUAUGCCGUGACCACCCUUCCCACCUUCAUUGUUUUCCGAGAUGGCAAUGUUGUCGAGAAGGUCAAGAGCGCCGAUCCCAACAAGCUGAAAUCUGUCGUCGAGAAGCUCAGCAACGAAAUCGAGAAUGCUGGGGACCCUAGCAACAGUGGUGGAAGCAGUGGUGGCAUGACGUGGCUUGGCGCAGGCCUGCCUCGAGGAUACGCUGAUAUAUCUGACAUCGUCGAUAUUCGAGGAACUGAGUUGCUGAAUGCUGCUACCGAGUUCUCAGUGCGCACUCUCUUCAAGAAACCCAAGCCUGUAUCCUUGGACAAGAGCAGCAGCACUGAGGAAAAGGAUUGGGUGGAAAGCGACACGGACGAGCAACUUAUGCUGUUCAUACCAUUCAACUCGGCCAUCAAGCUACAUACGAUCCAGAUCACAUCACUACCCCCCAAGGCCCAAGAAGACGAAGACGAGGAUGACAUCCCAAUGAGACCCUCGACCAUCAAGCUCUUCACUAACCGCCCGCACAACCUGGGCUUUGACGAAGCUGAGGAUAUCCAGCCUACUCAGGAAAUUGAGAUUGGCGAGGACGAUUGGAACGAGAACGGCACGGCCAGCAUCCCCCUACGAUUCGUUCGCUUCCAGAACAUUACUAGCCUUGUGCUAUUUGUGGUGGAUGGCGAUGGCGACAGUGAGACAGUACGAUUGGACCGAUUACGAUUGAUAGGAGAGUCUGGUGAGAAGCGAGAGAUGGGCAAGCUUGAGAAGAUUGGAGAUGAGCCCGGCGAGUAG